Messenger RNA from Saccostrea cuccullata (small rock oyster), 843 nucleotides. RefSeq lists its product as uncharacterized. The transcript is spliced from 6 exons. Gene Ontology annotation, molecular function: calcium ion binding. Bases 76 to 603 code for a protein of 175 amino acids. NCBI's taxonomy places the organism in Eukaryota, Metazoa, Mollusca, Bivalvia, Ostreida, Ostreidae. Gene Ontology annotation, cellular component: extracellular region; lysosome. The record is from RefSeq and is a predicted model, not a curated record. Gene Ontology annotation, biological process: cell-matrix adhesion.
AAUGAUGUUAAUCAAACUACUCCUUCUUUGCCUUACCGAUGUUGUUGGAGUCCUGUGAAAGUCAGCAACUUCCGUAUGAUUGGCGGUAAAAUUGACCCGAAAACAUCCAUACCUGAGGCUGUAGAGUAUCGUGGUACCACGUUCAGAAAUGACAUCAUAAAGAAGAAGGUCAUGUUUCGACACGUGCCUCAACCGGACGGGACAGUCAAGGAUGAGAUAGAAUAUGUCGAUUAUAAUGCGAUGAAAUGGUACGUUAUCAGUGAUGGCAACUGCACAGAACAUGAUAUCAAAUUUCCCAUGCCUGAUCCGUGUGUCCCACCCAAUGCUACUUACACUGGGGAUUCCGUGCUGGGAGAGGAAGGGCAUGCGCAGGUCCGUCUACAUCAUUAUAAUCUGGAUUGGAUGGACUUCCGGGGCUACAAUAUCAGAAUUGCUACGGAUUCGCGCACCUGUGACGUCAUAAUGGAGACAGAUUAUGGAGACGUAGAUGGGGCAAAAGCACUGUACACGUACUUUUUCUCUGAUCACGUGUCACACAUAGAAGACUACCGUGUCUUUGAGCUACCUGCUCCAUGUCGCCAUUUUAUGCCGAAGCAUAACUAGUUGCCAAAGGUGACAGAGGACAUUUAGUGUGAUACAUGUGUAUGUGACAUAAAAUAAGCAUCCGUGAACAUGGAAUUUGUUAUUUCUCUAUCUAAACCUUAGAAAAUUGAUUUUUGUUGAAUUCCAAAAAGUAAAAGUUUCACUUUUUGUUAUUUCUCUUGUCUAAAAAUCAUGUUUCAGAAUCUCCAUUUAAAUAUAAUAGAUAUAAAUGUUGAGCAUUGAUAAAGAUGGGACUAAUAA